Dacryopinax primogenitus is the source of this 531-nucleotide messenger RNA. RefSeq lists its product as uncharacterized. The transcript has 3 exons. The record is from RefSeq and is a predicted model, not a curated record. NCBI's taxonomy places the organism in Eukaryota, Fungi, Basidiomycota, Dacrymycetes, Dacrymycetales, Dacrymycetaceae. The coding region runs from base 1 to 531 and encodes 176 amino acids.
AUGGCCAAGCCCAACACUCACAAGUCUGCCGCCAAGCCAAAGGAUGAGCAUGCUGCCAUGCUCAAGACUGCUGCUGCUAUUGUUGCCUGCAUGCACAAAGAUGUGGAGGAUCCCAGAUUCUUGCCAUUGGUGAAGUAUUUGGACAUCAAGCCAUUCAGUAACAUGGUGGCACUCCUCCUCAACAGUCCCCAGUCUGCCCUUGUCCAUGAUUUGCCUGAGAAGUGGGUCCAACUAUUUGCUGCCAACCAGCAAGAGGAGCUCGCUGCAUUGUCUGUGCCACCGGAGGAGGAUGAGGAAGAGGACAAGGAGGAGAAGCAGUUUAAUGCCAUGCUGUCUGGUUUUUUGAUGUCCUUGGUGAGCCUGGCCAGCCCUUUGGGGAAGCUGGAGAAGGCCAAGGCAGAGGCUAAGGAGAUGAUGCUGGCAAAGGCAGUCAUGCCGCACCUUGAUGAGGGCACCAUGCAGAUGCCACUGGUAACCAGGGCCUGCAGGAGGCCGUCAAAGGCAGAUUCCCAAUGCAGGGUGGAUGAUUGA